AUGGUUGGAACCAGGGUGGUCAUGGGGAGAGGAAUGUAUUGUGAAGAAAGCUAUGUAGAAUACUGGAAAAUUACUUUUGCUCUUGCCAGUUUCAAAGCCCCUCUGCACUAUCUGACCAUCAUGAACCAAAGGGUUUGCAUCCUUUUUUUGGUAGUGUCCUGGACUGGAGGAUUUGCACACUCUGUGAUUCAACUUGCGUUUGUGUACAGUCUCCCCUUCUGUGGUCCCAAUGUCAUUGAUCACUUUGCCUGUGACAUGUACCCAUUACUGGAGCUUGCCUGCACUGACAUCUACUUUAUUGGCCUCACCGUGGUGGCCAGCGGUGGAGCCAUCUGUGUGGCUGUCUUCAUCCUCCUCCUCAUCUCCUAUGGAAUCAUCCUCAACUCCCUUAAGACUCACAGUCAGGAAGGGAGGCCCAAGGCCCUUUCUACCUGCGACUCCCACAUAACCGUGGUUGUCCUCUUUUUUGUUCCAUGUAUUUUCAUGUAUGCCAGGCCUGUCUCCACCUUUCACUUUGAUAAAUUCAUAACAAUUUUUUAUACACUGGUUACUCCUACGUUAAAUCCUUUAAUAUACACUUUGAGAAAUACAGAGAUCCAAAAUUCUAUGACAAAACUGUGGU
Fukomys damarensis (Damara mole-rat) is the source of this 622-nucleotide messenger RNA. RefSeq names its product olfactory receptor 4A47-like. Gene Ontology annotation, biological process: G protein-coupled receptor signaling pathway. The annotation marks the transcript as partial. Gene Ontology annotation, cellular component: membrane. The transcript has 2 exons. The record is from RefSeq and is a predicted model, not a curated record. Gene Ontology annotation, molecular function: olfactory receptor activity. Lineage: Eukaryota; Metazoa; Chordata; Mammalia; Rodentia; Bathyergidae.